UUUGCCUUCACUCACGUCGAAGCCCCGCCCACAGGACGUGCGGCUCCGAAUUGAGUCCGGGUCUGGGCUUGUAAACUCCGGCGGAAAUAUUCAUUCUGUCAUGAAUCAAAGGCAUUGAUCUCCGUCGAACAUUUAUGUGGCCGUCUGGUGAAUUCCAUGGCGUUUAACGGCCACCAGCUGGAUGACACCGCGGACGAAGACGAGACGCCCUCGAAGCAGCCGAGGUCCGGUUGCUUCAGACAGGAGCCCCAGAGCGAGGAUGCCGCGCCCGCUGGGAGGGCGACAUCAGAGCGGCGGACGUCAAACUCGACGGCGAGGCAUCGGAAAGACUCUGUUAAGAAGACAAGGCCGCCGUUUCCUUGGUUUGGGAUGGACAUCGGGGGGACUCUGGUGAAGCUGGUGUACUUCGAACCCAAAGACAUCACAGCGGAGGAGGAGCAGGAGGAGGUGGAGAACCUGAAGAGCAUCCGCCGCUACCUGACCUCCAACACCGCCUACGGGAAGAGCGGCAUCCGGGACGUGCACCUGGAGCUGCAGGAGCUGACGCUGGACGGCAGGACUGGAAACCUGCACUUCAUCCGCUUCCCCACCCACGACCUGCCCGCCUUCCUGCAGAUGGGCCGGGACAAGCACUUCUCCAGCCUGCACACCACCCUGUGCGCCACAGGAGGGGGGGCCUACAAGUUUGAGGCGGAUUUCCGCAUGAUGGCUGACCUGGAGCUUCACAAGCUGGACGAGCUGGACUGCCUGGUCCGGGGGGUGCUGUACAUCGACUCGGUGGUGUCCUGUGGGCCGUCGGAGUGCUAUUACUUUGAGAACCCCACGGACCCGGAGCAGUGCGUGCAAAAGCCCUACGCUCUGGAGAACCCCUACCCUCUGCUGCUGGUCAACAUCGGCUCCGGGGUCAGCAUCCUCGCUGUGUACUCUGAGAACAACUACAAGCGCGUCACUGGGACCAGCCUCGGCGGUGGGACCUUCCUCGGCCUUUGCUGCCUGCUGACUGGCUGCUCCACGUUCGAGGAAGCCCUGCAGAUGGCUUCUGAGGGGGAGAGCACCCGCGUGGACAAGCUGGUCCGGGACAUCUACGGAGGCGACUAUGAGAGGUUUGGACUUCCGGGCUGGGCUGUGGCGUCAAGCUUUGGCAAUAUGAUGUCCAAAGAAAAGAGGGAGUCGGUGUCCAAAGAGGACCUGGCCAGGGCAACUCUGGUCACCAUCACCAACAACAUCGGCUCCAUCACCAGAAUGUGCGCUCUGAACGAGAACAUCGAGAGGGUGGUGUUUGUGGGGAACUUCCUCCGGGUUAACACCCUCUCCAUGAAGCUGCUGGCCUACGCCAUGGACUACUGGUCUAAAGGCCAGCUGAAGGCGCUCUUCCUGCGGCACGAGGGUUACUUCGGCGCAGUGGGGGCCUUGCUCGAGUUGCUGCAUCCGACCUAAUCCGUCCCACCAAGAGAAGACUGGAUCUGCUGCACUUUAGACCCACGUUCCUCUAUGAAGUGGGUCUGAAACGGUCCUCAGGGGAACCUUCUGGACUGCUUGGAGGUUUUGCACCGCUCCAUGAUAUUUUAGCCGGAACCUCAAAGUUUUGUACUGAUUUUAUAAAGACUUUAUAAUCUCUGAGCUCCUGAGCCUGAACCCUCCUAUGCUGGGGGGGGGGGGCAUUUCAGACUCAUGAAUAGAUGGAUGUUCACGUGAGCCCCAACCUUUCCAGGAGAGACACUGCCAAGGCCAUCUCUCGUGGAUGGCGGGGUCUUCACAGUUUGCUGUCAAUUUGUCCAUCAGCGUUCAGAGGGACCACCAGGAGGCACCACCCGUUCCUAAAGUGCCUCCUGCUUCAGAAGGUUCUUCUCUGAAAAUGUUCCACUUUUGUCUGAGCUGUAAAGUUUUGGCACCUUUCUGAAAAUAAAAAUUUGUAAAGCUGUGA
Molecule: messenger RNA, 1924 nt
Organism: Oryzias melastigma (Indian medaka)
Lineage: Eukaryota; Metazoa; Chordata; Actinopteri; Beloniformes; Adrianichthyidae
Gene: pank2
Product: pantothenate kinase 2
Exons: 7
Coding region: 157-1437 (426 amino acids)
Biological process (GO): coenzyme A biosynthetic process
Cellular component (GO): nucleus; cytosol
Molecular function (GO): pantothenate kinase activity; ATP binding
Source: RefSeq, a predicted model, not a curated record